Molecule: messenger RNA, 2751 nt
Organism: Venustampulla echinocandica
Lineage: Eukaryota; Fungi; Ascomycota; Leotiomycetes; Helotiales; Pleuroascaceae
Exons: 8
Coding region: 1-2751 (916 amino acids)
Biological process (GO): beta-D-galactose catabolic process via UDP-galactose, Leloir pathway; carbohydrate phosphorylation
Cellular component (GO): cytoplasm
Molecular function (GO): zinc ion binding; galactokinase activity; ATP binding
Source: RefSeq, a predicted model, not a curated record
AUGGCAGGAAGGCGCAAGGGCUUAUUAAUUCACAAGCACUUUUGGCCGAUAGCAUGUACUCACACCAGACGACUGCCACUGCCUGCCAGUUAUUCCGAAAUCGCUAUGAUGACAGAAGUGGUGCCCGUCGCACACACUCUCGAGGACAUCUACCCCCCGGAUGCCAUUCCAUCACAGCUCAACAGAUGGACCCAUCUCCUUCAGACCUUCAAAUCAAUCUACCUCCACCCUGCUACAUUUGUGGCACGAUCCCCCGGUCGUGUGAAUAUAAUCGGCGAGCAUGUCGACUACUCUCUCUACCCCGUUCUUCCCAUGGCCAUAACCGCAGACUGUCUUCUUGCAGUUUCUAUACCAGAUGAACUAGGCCCAGCUUCCUCAACUACUUUGAAAGUCUGCCUCGCAAAUGUGCAGAGAGAUAAGUUCCCGCAACGCGAGUUUGAGCUGCAAUAUGAUGAUAUGGAAAUUGAUAGCAAUGUCCACGAAUGGACCAACUACUUUAAGUGUGCGCUUAGAGAUACACUGAAGUCCUUGAGAACGGUUAGGGGGUCGGACUUCAGGCCUGCGAGCAUGAAUGUGUUACUGGAUAGUGUGGUCCCCGUUGGAGGUGGGCUGAGCUCUAGUGCUGCGUUCACCACUGCGAGCAUAUUAGCAGUGAUGGUUUCAAAUGGUGAGAAGAGUGUCAAUAAAACAGCGCUGACGGAGUUGGCCAUUGUGAGCGAGCGAGCUGUAGGUGUGAACUCUGGAGGAAUGGAUCAAUCCGCAUCCGUCUUCUCACUGCGUGGCAACGCCCUUUAUGUCGACUUCAUUCCAAGCCUCCAUGCCCGCCCUGUUUACUUCCCAAGGACAUGUCCUAGAGUGUCCUUCGUCAUUGCCCAGUCUUUCGUCGCUGCAGACAAAUACACCACGGGACCCGUAUAUUACAACCUUCGCGUCGUUGAAUGCUCCCUCGCAGCUGCCUAUCUACAUGCUGUCGUCAACGAGACUUCCAAGCCUCUACCCACAGACUCAAGCCCCUUAGGGAUCUCCCUUCGCGGGUUUCAUAAGGCAUACUUUGCCUCAUCUACCAAGCCUUUCAACAUGCAACUUCUUGAACUCGUUGACCUCGUCAAGUCAACGCUUACCAAAGACGGCUACACCCGCGAAGAACUCAGUGUUGCCCUUAACAUCUCCGUCGUAGAGCUCAAGAUGCGUUACGAGUCUGUCUUUCCUGUUCGCACAGCAAUGUUCAAGCUGCGUCAGCGUGCUUUACACGUCUUUUCCGAAGCCCUCAGGGUUCAGCAAUUUAUACAGCUUCUAGAACACCCUGCCGGUUUCAUGUCCCACGACAUAGGAGACUCAACGGAGACUUAUAAUAAGAAGCUCGGUAGUCUAAUGAACGCGACGCAGGAUAGCUGCAGAGAUCUAUACCAGUGUAGCUGUCCUGAGCUGGAUAAACUGUGCGCCAUUGCACGAAGAGCAGGGAGCUAUGGGAGCAGGCUCACAGGCGCGGGGUGGGGUGGCUGCAGCGUGCAUCUUGUACCGACGGAUAGGGUCGAAGCUGUGAAAGCCGCAUGGGAGAAGGAAUAUUAUAAUAGCGUCCUUGACGAGAUUUCGCAUCGUCGAUACAACCCCCUCCGCGGGUCGUGGCUCCUGGUCUCGCCACACAGGACGAAGCGACCAUGGCAAGGUCAGCAGGAAACAUCAGAAAAUAUAGCCCUACCCAAAUACGAUUCUGCUUGCUACCUCUGCCCCGGCAACAAACGUUUUCAAGGCGACAGCAACCCAAAAUACGACCAAACAUUCGUCUUUCUCAAUGAUUUCAGCGCCGUCAAUGAGGAACAAGCCAGCUACACCUCGUCAAUUGAUCCUGGAGAUCUGUCUAACACACUCCUCCGCGCCGAAUCCGUGACGGGAAAAUGCUACGUUAUAUCUUUCUCGCCAGAUCACAACGUAACUCUUGCCGACUUGGACCCAGCCUCUAUCCUCCCUGUAGUCCACUUAUGGACUUCCAUCUAUGCUGCCUACCUGUCCCCCAAGUCUCUCCUUGCCUCUUUUACUCCACCAACAGCCGUGUUCACACCUAGAACUGAACCCACUCAUGAGCCCGCCGCACCAAAAGCACAAUACCAAUGGAUGCAGAUCUUCGAGAAUAAAGGUGCAGCAAUGGGGUGCUCGAACCCGCACCCUCACGGUCAGAUCUGGACAACGACUGGGAUGCCCGAGGAAGCGGCUGUGGAGCUGGAGAACUUGCAAAAGUAUAGGUUGAAGCAUAACGGAAAUCAUCUACUUGAGGAUUAUGCGAGGCUAGAGGUAGAUAAGAAGGAGAGGGUGGUAUUUCAGAACGACAGCUUCUUGGUCGUGUGUCCUUGGUGGGCGGUGUGGCCGUUUGAGGUCAUGAUUUUGAGCAAGAAGCAUAGGCGGGCAUUAGUUGAGCUAAACGAGGUGGAGAAGUCUGCGUUUGCAGAGGCGAUCGCAGAGGUUACAAGAAGAUAUGACAAUCUAUUCGAGAUGAGCUUUCCAUAUAGUUCUGGAAUCCAUCAAGCGCCCCUUGAUGGAACCGAUGAAGAGUGUAAUAGUAGCCACUUGCAUAUGCACUUCUAUCCGCCGCUACUACGCAGCGCGACUGUACGAAAGUUCUUGGUGGGAUACGAACUCAUGGCUGAGCCACAAAGAGAUAUCACGCCAGAGCAGGCAGCGGCGAGGCUAAGGAGCUGUGGGGGGGGAUUGUACAGGAAACCCCCUCGUGAUAUCAUCACUUCGUCGGAAGAGUAA